Molecule: messenger RNA, 3065 nt
Organism: Peromyscus leucopus (white-footed mouse)
Lineage: Eukaryota; Metazoa; Chordata; Mammalia; Rodentia; Cricetidae
Product: zinc finger protein 431-like
Exons: 5
Coding region: 565-828 (87 amino acids)
Biological process (GO): negative regulation of transcription by RNA polymerase II
Molecular function (GO): DNA-binding transcription repressor activity, RNA polymerase II-specific
Source: RefSeq, a predicted model, not a curated record
UUUCCUGGUUGUCUGAAGUCCCUGUGACAAGCAAGUAAAAAGUACAUUCAAUUCACCUGAACUCAGCAUGAAGCCACCUAACAAAGAUCUCCUUUUGUGUGCUUAAAUCUCUCUUUAGUUGUUAAUAUUCUGGGUAUCCAUCCUCCUGUGUGACAGGGAAUCACUCCACUCCACAUAGUAUAGUGUGCUGUAAAAGCUAGCUACCCACAUUGUGUCCAGGAGGAUGAAGGGGAAGGGCCUAUGGAGGGCAGGAAGAGAACAGGGUCUGCUGUUAGAGCCAGGGGCAGGUGCUAUUGAAAUGUCUCUCUGCUGGUUCAAAAAAGGUCUGGGUCUGGGUUGGAAGGCAGGGUCAGAAAUCAUUGUGCUGUGUCUUUAAACACAGUGGGAGGUGCUCUUGUCACUCAGGUCUCACUAGCCAAUCAGGCCCUUCAGGUGACCUGCCAGUCAGAACUUGUGCAGGGUCCUUCCGGUCACCAGCUUCAGGCUCGGCUUUGAAGAGAAGCUGGCGCCAGUGGUUUUGUGUGCUGUGCUCUGAGUGCUGCUGCAGGGAGCUGAGCAGAGAGCAUGGGCCAGCUGGAAAACCACGACAUGAAUACAGUGACCUAUGAUGACGUGCGUAUUGACUUUACUUGGGAAGAGUGGACCUUGCUGGAUCCUUCCCAGAAGAAUCUCUACAAAGAUGUGAUGUUGGAGACCUACAGGAACCUCACUAGUAUAGGAUACAUUUGGGAAGACCAUAAUAUUGAAGAAUAUUGUCAAAGUUCUAGAGGACAUGAAAGCACUCGAGUUAUCCCAGCACAGCUUGUCCAGGAUGAUGAUGCAGAUUAAGCCAGUCUUGGAAAAGGCAGAAUUGGUAAAACACUCUUGGAAGAGGUAAGGAAACCUUUUUUGAUAACAUGAAAAUUAAUUUCCUCUCAUCAGGGUUGAGGAAGUGGCAUCUUUGCUGCUAAGGAUGCAGUAGAUGCCCUAUGCCUGGGAGGACUGGGUGCUUGUGCUGGUCUGGGAUGGGUAAGGGGACAUAGGAGUGUAGGCUACAGCUCUCCUCUUUUGUGACCUGAGCAUAUUGAAGGAGUGUUUCUUCCAGAUGAUGGCUUUGUUCUUGCCAAGCUGUCCCUAGAAUGGAUCUGACUUCUGAGACUGGAGGUGAGUCAGAGAAUAAAGGUGUGGAGCAUGUGACCCUGUGGUUCCUUAAACAGGUGACAAACCAGAGUUUUUUAAAGUUCAACAGCUUAAUCAGCAGAGUAGAGGUUUCGGCUAGUCUAUGCAUUUACUGAUUUGUUGUUGUUGUUUUUGCAGUGCUGAGGGUUAAACUGAGGCUUGGUGAAUGUUAGUAUGGGACCUGGGACACAGAAAGCAGCAUCCAGGACCAAGUAGACAGUGAGCUUAGAUGUUUGAGUGUCUUCAGAAGCUCCAGAAGCCAUCAAAAACAGCAAACACCCCUUGCCAGAACAAGAUGAGGGGUUCUGCAUGCUUUCUGCCACAGCUGAGCUGUGGCAAGGAGAGUGCAGUCAGCCAGGAUGCUCUGAGAGCCAGAGAGACAUGGCUUGAGGCUGCAUUCAACCUUGACAAGCCAAGCAGAGAUGCCACGAAGUGAGCCAGGUGAACUGCAGGCAGUGGCUUGGAGAGCAGCAGCAGAAACUUCAGAACCUAGUGGCCAGAGCAGGUCUGUCACCCAGAGCCAGAAUUUCUGGUGGCCAAAGCCCAGCAGAGACUCCUCAGGAGAGACUAAAGGCAAGCAGCAGUGAGCAGCGGAAGCCUUGCAGAGAGACUGCUGACCCAGGCAGAGAAGCAGCAGCAGCAGCAGCUUGAUAAGAAGCACGCAGAUGAGCAACUUCAACGCACUAGAGCCCAAGGAGCUGUGGAGGUAAGGGCUGUGCUCCAGGUUGAACAGUCAAAUCGGGGCUCUGUGGGAACUGCUGAUACUGACGCAGCCCUAGCUCUCAGCAGCAGAAUGUGGGGCCCUGAAGCAGCAUUUGGCUUUGCAAACAAGGCAGCACACAGAGGACUUGAAGGCCACCGGCAGAUCAGGUAACAGAGCCGGGGUGCAGCAGCCAUGACUGACCAUGACUGGGAUUCCUCCCAGAGCCAGGGUUGCUGUAUGAAUGCCAUGGCUCAUAGCAACUGGGAGGAAACUUUGAGCUCCUGGGGUGAGAGGCAUUUGAGAGCCUCUGGCCCCAGGAAUAGGACUGAAAAAAAAAAAAAAAAGAGCAAGAUAAAGGCUUUGCUGCUAUUUGGUAUUCAAUAACUGGGACUGUGAAAGCCAGCAGCCAAAGUGGUGCAGUUUCUGUUUGCUGGCUGUAAGAAGGUCUCUUUGAGAGAAUUCAAAGAUUUCUAUUGUGGAGCUAACAGCUUUAGCCCUGGAGCAAAUUGCAUAAGGGGAAGGCUACAGACUGCAAAGCACAGCUGUAGCUGAGAGCAAAAGUUUCAGAGAUGCUGGUUUGAACUGGGGUUGUUGGACACCAGGGAACUGCAAAAGAUUAUGAUAGUUGGGACAGUUAUACAAAGAUUUCAGGGCAGCUGAUGAGCCAGGCCCUGAUUUUGAACAUUUACUGGAACUUUAAGACUGGUAUCAGAACUAAGUUUUUAAACUUUUCAGACUUAAGAAAUAGGAUGGAUAGGAGUGAUUCAGUUGCAAUGGGACAAUUUUGACUUUACCUACACAUAUAGAUUCUACCAACUGUGAUGAUUUAUGAGUUGUUUUGUGUAUACAUAUAUGCUUUAUUAACUGUGGUGACUCGUGAAUUGUUUUGUGUAGAAAUUAACCUUUUGUGUACUAAUAGAACUGCUUGGUAUAGGUAUAGACAAAUUGUUUUUUCCAUACAGGCUCAAGAUGCAGCUUCAAAAAUUAUUUUAAAAAGGGGGGUGAGUUAAUAUUCCUGGGUCUCUUUAAUUUAAAAAUAAAUAUUUCUUGUCCCUUGCUUGGAUUAAUGUUAACUUGUGUUAAUGUACCCUAAGUUUUGUUGCAAGAAAUACAAAUAGUUCUUUUAAGAGAUUGUUUUUGGAUGUUUGCUAAAGUUUGUAAAGUAUAAAUAGUUCUAUUAAAACUUUGCUUUUGGAUAUGUUUA